UGCCUUCGCUUCACCGUCCUUCGCAGACACUGAAACGAAGACAUUUCAAUGUGAAAUUGAUAAAGUCUUUUCUGGGUGCCUGCCGACUUCUUUUCGAUGUAAUUUGAAUUUGAAUGAACGUGGUAAAAGCGCGCUGCACGUUCGUUAAUUUUUUUAUAUAUAGUCAAGAAUUGAAAGCGCGUCGAUUGUGAAAAGAGAGAAAGGAGAUCAUAUGGAGGUGAUGGAAAGCUACUUGAAUGACAACUUUGGAGGAGUCAAGGCCAAGCAUUCCUCCCAUGAGGUUUUGCAAAAGUGGAGGGAGGUUUGCAGCGUUGUCAAGAACCCCAAGCGGAGGUUCCGAUUUACUGCCAAUCUCUCCAAGCGUUACGAGGUCGAUGCUAUGCGCAAAACCAAUCAGGAGAAACUUAGGAUUGCAGUUCUGGUUUCGAAAGCUGCGUUUCAGUUCAUCCAAGGUGUGCAGCCCAGUGACUAUACCGUCCCUGAGGAAGUCAAAGCUGCUGGUUUUCAGAUUUGUGCUGAUGAGUUAGGAUCUAUUGUGGAAUGCCAUGAUGUAAAGAAAUUGAAAUUUCAUGGAGGAGUAGCUGGCAUUGCACAAAAACUCUGCACAUCAACCACUGAUGGACUCACUACUACCAGUACUGAUCUACUGAAUCGCAGACAAGAGAUUUUUGGAAUUAAUAAAUUUGCUGAGUCUGAAGCACGAGGUUUCUGGAUAUUUGUUUGGGAAGCUCUUCAUGACAUGACUCUUAUGAUCCUUGGUGUGUGUGCCUUUGUGUCAUUGAUAGUUGGCAUCACAAUCGAAGGAUGGCCAAAGGGAGCACAUGAUGGCCUUGGCAUUGUUGCUAGCAUACUAUUGGUUGUGUUUGUCACAGCAACAAGUGAUUAUCGCCAAUCUUUACAGUUCAAGGAUCUGGAUAAGGAGAAGAAGAAGAUCACCAUUCAGGUCACAAGAAAUGGAUUUAGGCAGAAAAUGUCAAUAUAUGAUUUACUUCCUGGUGAUAUUGUACACCUUGCUAUUGGAGACCAAGUCCCUGCAGAUGGGCUUUUUGUCUCUGGAUUUUCUGUGUUAAUUGAUGAAUCAAGUUUGACUGGGGAGAGUGAACCAGCAAUGGUGAGUGCUGAAAAUCCUUAUAUGCUUUCAGGUACUAAGUUACAGGAUGGAUCGUGCAAGAUGUUGGUCACCACUGUUGGAAUGAGAACCCAAUGGGGUAAGUUGAUGGCAACUCUCAGUGAAGGUGGAGAUGAUGAAACCCCAUUGCAGGUAAAACUGAAUGGGGUUGCAACCAUUAUUGGCAAGAUAGGCCUUUUCUUUGCCAUAAUAACAUUUGCUGUAUUAGUGCAAGGACUUCUUACCCAAAAAUUGCAAGCAGGUACCUUUUGGACUUGGUCUGGAGAAGAAGCAUUGGAAAUGUUAGAAUUCUUUGCUGUUGCAGUUACCAUCAUUGUCGUUGCAGUUCCAGAAGGUCUGCCACUAGCUGUAACACUGAGCCUUGCCUUUGCCAUGAAGAAGAUGAUGAAUGACAAAGCACUAGUUCGACACUUAGCUGCUUGCGAGACUAUGGGGUCAGCAACAAGUAUAUGCAGUGAUAAAACUGGGACGCUAACCACCAACAGGAUGACUGUCGUGAAGUCAUGCAUUUGCAUGGACGUAAAGGAAGUGAGCAAAGAAAAUCAGGAAAGCUUCAGCUCACAAAUUCCAGACUCUGCUAUGAAACUUCUGCUACAAUCAAUUUUCAAUAAUACAGGGGGUGAAAUUGUUGUUAACAAAGAUGGCAAACGUGAGAUAUUGGGAACACCAACAGAGACUGCUUUAUUAGAGUUUGGCUUGUCUCUGGGUGGAGAUUUUCAGGCAGAGAGACAAGCAUCAAGACUUGUCAAAGUUGAACCCUUCAACUCUACAAAGAAACGGAUGGGAGUAGUCCUGGAGCCUCCUGAAGGUGGAUUAAGAGCUCAUACUAAGGGUGCUUCUGAAAUAGUUUUGGAUGCUUGUGACAAGGUAAUCAAUUCAAGUGGCGAAGUUGUUCCCCUUGAUGAAACAUCCAUUAACCAUCUGAAAGUUACUAUAAAUCAGUUUGCUAGUGAGGCUCUACGAACUCUGUGUCUGGCCUAUAUGGAGCUGGAAAAUGGUUUCUCUCUCAACAAUCCUAUCCCAACUUCUGGGUUUACUUGUAUAGGAAUUGUGGGAAUUAAAGAUCCUGUUCGCCCUGGUGUCAAGGAGUCUGUUGCAACUUGUCGUUCAGCUGGAAUCACUGUACGCAUGGUUACAGGUGACAACAUUAACACCGCAAAGGCUAUAGCCAGGGAGUGUGGAAUCCUUACUGAUGAUGGUAUAGCCAUUGAAGGUCCAGAUUUCCGUGAAAAGAGUCAAGAGGAAAUGCUUGCCUUAAUUCCUAAGAUUCAGGUCAUGGCACGAUCGUCACCUAUGGACAAGCAUACUCUGGUAAAGCAAUUGCGAACUACAUUUGAUGAAGUUGUUGCUGUGACUGGUGAUGGAACAAAUGAUGCUCCAGCACUUCAUGAGGCAGAUAUUGGACUUGCUAUGGGCAUAGCUGGAACUGAGGUGGCUAAAGAGAGUGCUGAUGUCAUAAUUUUGGACGAUAAUUUCUCAACAAUUGCUACUGUGGCCAAAUGGGGACGUUCGGUUUACAUAAAUAUUCAAAAAUUUGUACAAUUUCAGUUGACAGUUAAUGUGGUUGCUUUGGUUGUUAACUUCUCUUCAGCUUGUUUGACUGGGCGUGCCCCACUUACAGCUGUUCAGCUAUUGUGGGUCAAUAUGAUCAUGGAUACACUGGGAGCAUUGGCACUUGCCACAGAGCCACCAACAGAUGAACUAAUGAAGCGCGCACCAGUUGGAAAGAAAGGGAAUUUCAUCACUAAAGUAAUGUGGAGGAAUAUCUUAGGCCAGUCUUUUUAUCAGUUUGUGGUUGUAUGGUAUCUUCAGGCAAAAGGAAAAGAUCUAUUUAAUCUUGACGGCCCAGAUGCUGAUCUGAUCUUGAACACGCUUAUUUUCAAUUCAUUUGUCUUCUGUCAGGUUUUCAAUGAGGUAAGCUCACGAGAGAUGGAGAAGAUAAAUGUUUUGAAGGGCAUUCUGAACAACUACGUUUUUGUGGCUGUUCUUGGCUGCACAGUUUUAUUCCAAAUCAUAAUCAUUGAAUACCUAGGUACAUUUGCCAACACAUCACCCCUUACUUUAGAGCAGUGGUAUUUUAGUGUGCUGGUUGGUUUCAUAGGCAUGCCUAUUGCUGCUAUCUUAAAGAUGAUCCCUGUGUGAACCAUGACAAAAAACCAGAGGCAAUAUUUAACAAAAACCUUGAUUCAUUUUGAAAUACUGCAAAACUUCUCCCAGAGAAAUAGAUUUUGUUUUUUGGUUUCCUUUUCUAUUGGUUCGUAUUAGGUAAGUUUUGUCUGUUUAUAUGGAAUAUACUCUUCAUCUCCAAAUAAUUUACCCCGUAGAAUUUUGUCGAGAUUUAUAUUUAUUCUUUUGGUGGGCGAUGCUGGAGGUACCAUUGAUUUUUCUACUCUCUGUUUGUUAGCGGAUGGGAUGAAAGUUGUUGUGUGACUUGGGCAUUUCAGUGGAAGUUGUAAAGAAUUCUUUUGUAAAAACGCCUCGAUGAAUAAAUUAAAUAUCAAAUU
Molecule: messenger RNA, 3633 nt
Organism: Rubroshorea leprosula
Lineage: Eukaryota; Viridiplantae; Streptophyta; Magnoliopsida; Malvales; Dipterocarpaceae
Source: the annotation of a GenBank genome assembly